UCGAAUGCCAGAUAUCUGAUAUUUCAUCAACUGGGCUUUCAGCUUUGGCAGCUGCGACAAACCUCCUUCGGCGUGAACGUGUCAGCAUGCCGCAGCUUGCUCCAACGGUUCUUCUCGCCUUACUGGCGUUCGCCGUGACCAGCGGCGAGGCCGCCUUAUCCUUGCGCGAGCUGUCGUCGGUUUACCUGCCGUACGAUUACACUUCGGGCGGAGUCGGGCUGUACACGCUCGGAGCGGGCGCGUCGGAGCAGAGUGCGUACGACAAGGACAGCGCCACUGUCUACACAGUCGGGGACAGGUAUCUCCACGUGGUGGAUUACUCCGACGUGAGGGCCCCAUCCGUGGUCCAUCACGCCCGUUUGUCGUCCACGGGCAACGACGUGGAGUUUUGCCAGGGCCUGAUUGGCGUGGCGGUAGACGGCCAGCCGGGCACCAUCGAGCUCUACCGUCCCUUCGACCCGCAAGCCGGCCUCCUCCCCCUCGUGGCAAGUGUCCCCGUUGGCAGUAGACCGGACAUGUUGAAAUUCACGCAUGACUGCAUGACCAUCGUUGUGGCCAACGAGGGCGAACCGUACGAAGAGUCCGGCUACAUUGUCGACAACGAGGGCAUGGUAUCGAUCAUCCAUCUGGAUAACCUCGACACGGCCGUUCCGGAAGCCGUAAAUCUCGAUUUCAAAUCGUUCAACGCUCGGGCGGACGAGUACGUUCGACGUGGAGUGCGAUGGCCGUACAAGGGAGAGUUGGGCCAAACUCCUAACACUCUCUCACAGUCGCUGGAGCCCGAGUAUGUGACCAUUAAUACGCAGGACACAAAAGCUUACAUAAAUCUGCAGGAAAAUAACGCAGUCGCUGUGGUGGACCUUGUGUCCGAGACGAUCGUGGACAUCUACCCUCUGGGCUUCAAAUCCUGGAAAGACUACCUGCUCGACCCGAGCGAUAGCGAUUCGGGAAUCAACUUUGGGUCGUACGACAUCUACAGCACGUACCAGCCCGACUCCAUCAAGUACAUGGAGGUGGACGGCGUGGAGUACAUCGUCACGGCCAAUGAGGGGGCCGACAUGGAAUUCGUGGUAGGAAACAAAGAGUGGACGGAGAGUCAACGCGGGAAAGACUUCGUGGAAGACGAUCAGCUGUCCGACUUGGUUCCUAGCGAAGUGAGAAGCGCCCUCGCCGAUAAUGCAAAGCUAGGACGGUUACGGUUCAGCACGGUAGACGGCCGCAACUCGCUGAACCCCGACAAAUUCGACAGGCUCUAUUUCUACGGCAGCCGCAGCGUGUCCAUCUUCAGGGCCGACGACUUUUCGCUGGUGUACGACAGCGGAGACGAGAUCGAGCGCCAGCACGGGAUGGCCUACCCUGCCCUGUUUAACGCCGACAACUUCAGUGAUGACCUUGCAGACGAGUCGCCGGUGGAUACCUUCGAUUCUCGGUCUGAUAACAAAGGUGCGGAAGCCGAAGCCGUGGAGUUGGGAGAGGUCAACGGCAAGCGAGUGAUGUUCGUUGGCAACGAGCGCACCAGCGCCCUCAUGGUUUACACGUUCGAGAGCGGCUCCCUGACACCGGUGGUUCAGUCCAUCCAACGCUUUGGGGAGUCGAAUAACUCCUUCGCCGAUCUCUACACCGGGAGGAAGACUGGUAACCUGGACCCAGAGGAUUUAAGGUUUAUCAAGGCUUCGGACACGCCCUUCGGCAAACCGUUGCUUCUGGUCACGAGCACGAUCAGCGGCACAGUGGCCAUGUACGAGGUUGUCGAUGGUGACGCCGACAACGGUGACGAUGAUGUUCGAGUUGUCUUGAGUCCUCUAUCUACGGUGUACAUACCUUACGAUUACUCCUCCGAGGGCAAUCCGAAGUACGGCCUAGAUGGAGGUGCUAGCGAGCAGAGCGCGUACGACCCGGUCAACGCUAUGGCUUACACGGUUGGGAACAAGUUUUUGCACAUCAUGGACAUCUCGGACGUCACUCGCCCGACCAUCGUCCAGCACGAGCAGUUGCCAACCACCGGCAAUGACAUCGAGCUCUGCGGUGGCUUGAUCGGUGUUGCAUUGGAUGGUACCCCGGGAACGCUGAAUAUUUACGGUCUGUACGACAGCCAAACUGGCCAGAUUCCCCUCGUGCAGAGUAUUCAGGUCGGCAGCAGGCCAGACAUGUUGAAGUUCACCCCGGACUGCCGGACCCUGCUCGUGGCCAACGAAGGUGAGACCGUAGAGGACUCCGGCUACAUCGUCGACAACGAGGGUUCGGUCACAAUCCUGCGCCUGGAUGGCUCGGGGUGGGUCGUCAACAGGACCGACCUCGACUUCACCUCGUUCAAUGCAAGGGCCUCUGAUUAUGUUGCGCGGGGCGUUCGGUGGCCUUACCGGGGACAGCUUAGCGAGAACCUCACCAGCUUCUCUCAGUCUCUGGAACCGGAGUACAUCACCAUCAACAAGGACGCAACCAAGGCGUACAUUUGCCUUCAGGAGAACAAUGCCAUCGCUGUCAUCGACCUGAGAACCGAUACCAUAAUCGAUAUAUACCCACUCGGCUUCAAGUCUUGGAAAAGUCUACUGCUAGACCCCAGUGACAAAGACGGAGGUAUAAACUUUGCCGCGUAUGACAUCUACAGCAUGUACCAACCCGACGCCAUCAAAUAUAUGGAAGUGGGCGGCGUCGGCUAUAUCCUCACCGCCAACGAGGGGGACGACCUAGGGUACGAGGCUGGCGGAGACACCUGGGAAGAAGCUCUAAGAGGGGACAAAUUCGUAAAAGAUAACAUGUUGUCCAAUACUGUAUCAACAAAUCUUCGGCAGGCACUAAGUGAUGACGCAGCUCUUGGUCGCCUACAGUUCAGCACGGUGGACGGACGCAGCGCCCAGGACCCGAGUAAGUUCGACCGGCUGUAUUUCUUCGGCGCUCGCAGCUUCUCGGUCUUCCGGGCCGACGACAUGUCCCUCGUCUACGACAGUGGGGACGAGAUGGAGCGGAAACACGCCAUCUACUACCCGGAAGUCUUCAACGCCGGGGGGGAAUCCGAUGACCCAGAUGACGACACGCCCGAGGACAUGUUCGACGGUCGUUCAGAUAACAAAGGAGUGGAGCCGGAAGCCCUGGAGACAGGCGAGUUCAACGGCAAGCGACUGCUAUUCGUCGCCCAGGAGCGGACCAGCUCCGUCAUGGUCUACAGCUUCCCAGGCAACUCGGUCAUACCGUCCUUCGAGUCUGUGUACCGGGCGGGCGGUACCAGCAAGACGUUCACCGAGCUCCUGAACGACCGAAACCUAGGCGAUUUGGGACCGGAAGAUCUACGCUUCAUUCCAGCGUCAGACAACCCAAGCGGUAAACCGCUUCUCUUGGUGACCAGCACGCACAGCGGAACCCUCUCUAUAUACAAGGUGACCGAAGCGGUUAUCACGAACAGCGACCCCAGCGGUGGCAGCGACCGGAUCGCCUCCCCACGGGUCGUAGGAAUUGUUACAGCUUUGAGUUUAUUGGCACCUCUGAUACUACACCAGUCUUAAUUAAACUAAGAUAUCUUUAAACGUAUUGCGCUGAAGGGAAUGGCCGAAGGUGGCACUGCUUGUAGGCCAUGUAUGCCAUCAAAUGUGCUGGGUUUUUAGCUCUUUUUAAGCAGCGCCGUGAUUGAAUGACAGAAUUUCCCCCCGUCAUAUCAAGCGCGGAAAUAGAUGGUAUUGGGAAAGCUGCGUUGGAUUCCUGAGCUGCAGAUCAGAGGAUAGUGUGAAGUUUACAUUGUGAUCUUGAUUAUUCAUAGUUUCAGAGGUCAACCAGAAAACAUGAACAGAGACCAAAAUAUGCCCACCAAUAAAUAGAUCAUUGCAAAUUCAUUAUGGUCAAAAAACGAUUUUUAAUCAUGUCCGUAACCUACAUAAUUGCAACGUAAAAGGGAACGCAUCUAUUCUCACGCUGAGAGGAAAGGCAGUGUGAUUUAUAUCUCACGUAAAUAAACGAGAAUCAUCCGUAAAAUCAUUUAGAGCAAGGUUCAAAAUGACAAGAUUCAGUUCUAUACAGUUUUUGUGGUUCGUUGUGCGUUGUAAAAGUACAAUAUCUGAUGAGAUUUGAAUAUUUAUGGAAAUUAUCAUUACCGCUAAUGGGUCAUUAGGGAGACAUUCCCAUAAGAACGUGCACAAAAG
This is a messenger RNA of Acanthaster planci (crown-of-thorns starfish), 4130 nucleotides long. RefSeq lists its product as uncharacterized. The record is from RefSeq and is a predicted model, not a curated record. Lineage: Eukaryota; Metazoa; Echinodermata; Asteroidea; Valvatida; Acanthasteridae. Gene Ontology annotation, molecular function: protein binding.